Molecule: messenger RNA, 3636 nt
Organism: Physeter macrocephalus (sperm whale)
Lineage: Eukaryota; Metazoa; Chordata; Mammalia; Artiodactyla; Physeteridae
Gene: HTD2
Product: hydroxyacyl-thioester dehydratase type 2
Exons: 1
Coding region: 1-507 (168 amino acids)
Biological process (GO): fatty acid biosynthetic process
Cellular component (GO): mitochondrion
Molecular function (GO): (3R)-hydroxyacyl-[acyl-carrier-protein] dehydratase activity
Source: RefSeq, a predicted model, not a curated record
AUGCUCCCAGUAAUUUCCAGCCAUCGCCUUUGGUGGGGUAGGCUUCAGAGGAGUAUCUGCCUGAACCAAGCAGUGCUAAACAGGCAGCACUUACAGCAUGUGCACAUCAGAGUUGGAGACCGGGCUGAACUCAGUAGGGCCUUCACACAGAGGGAUGUGGCUGUCUUCUCAGAAUUAACAGGGGAUGUCAAUCCUUUGCAUUUGGAUGAAGAUUUUGCAAAACACACCAGAUUUGGAAAGACGAUUGUACAUGGAGUUUUGAUCAAUGGACUUAUUUCAGCUCUCCUAGGUACUAAAAUGCCAGGGCCAGGCUGUGUAUUUCUUUCCCAGGAAAUUAACUUUCCAGCCCCUUUAUAUAUUGGGGAAGUUGUUUUAGCUUCUGCAGAAGUGAAAAAGCUGAAGCGGUUCCUUGCUAUUAUUGCAGUGUCAUGUUUUGUACUAGAAAGUAAAAAGACUGUUAUGGAAGGCUGGGUUAAAGUUAUGGUCCCAGAAGCUCCCACAUCCUGAAAUAUGUCUUUAAAGAUGCAAGUUCAGGCAUCAGUGUUACUAUUAUUGAACAGCCUCUGAGGAAAACAGGGAUUGCUGUUCUUCACCAAGGAGGGGCUGAUAGACCCAUAAACCCACAUUGGUGGAGGGGAGCUGGUAGAGGGGUGUUCCAUUGUCCACUUAUGCUUUGGCAUUAUGCAUCACACAGGCUUAAGUAUAUUUGUCAUCUGUCUAGGUUUUUAAAACUGAAAAAAAUAGGGAAUUCCCUGACGGUCCAGUGGUUAGGACUCUGGGCUUUCACUGCCAUGGGUGCGAGUUCAGUCCCUGGUUGGGGAACUAAGAUUCCGCAAGCUGUGUGACACAGCCAAAAAAAAACCAAAGAAAAACUGACUAGAGGAAAUCAGAGGUGGGCUUCCUUGGUGGCACAGUGGUUAAGAAUCCGCCUGCCAAUGCAGGGUUCACGGGUUCGAGUCCUGGUUCGGGAAGAUCCCACAUGCCGUGGAGCAAGGAAGUCUGUGCGCCACAACUGAGCCUGCGCUGUAGAGCCUGUGAGCCGCAACUACUGAGCCCGCGUGCCACAACUGCUGAAGCCCACACCUAGAGCCCGUGCUCCGCAACAAGGGAUGCCACCGCAGUGAGAAGCCCGCGCGCCACAACGAAGAGUAGCCCCCGCUCUCCGCAACUAGAGAAAGCCUGCGCGCAGCAACGAAGACCCAAUGCAGCCAUAAAUAAAUAAAUAAAUGUAAAAGAAAGAAAAUCAUAGGUGAUUCUAAGGUUGGACAUUGUGUCCAGGCUCCCAUGAGGUGCCAUUUAAAAAAAACAAAAACAAAAAAUAUUGGGAGAGUUAUCAUUUAGCUUAAUGUUCUACUUUUAGGAUUUCAAACCUUAUUAGAUUUGCAUUUGGAUAAGAGAAACCUACCUAUAUCUGUGUAGAAUAAGUUUCUCACUGAAUUUAUAACUAGCUAGCAUUUAAUUAUUGAAGGUAACGAUAGAAGAUAGGUCAUCUUUGAACACCUAUCUUUUACUUGUAAAUAUUCUUAGAUUCUCUUCUUCAGCAGUUUCUGGGUCAGGGUUUAUUGUAAUUUGUUACUGUUUACACCAAGAUGGUAAUUUGUUCAAUGUUCGGUGUCACUUGCCCUUCAGAUGGUUUUCCUGUUAUCGGAGGAGGGCUUAUGUGCAGAUUUGGACUCAGUUAUAUAAGCUCUCUUGGUCUCACGUAUAAAACGGAUAAAAACACCUACCACAUGGGAUUGUUGGAGGUGACAGAUACAAAUAGUUAAGCACAAGGUCAAGCUUAUAAACAGCUACUACUAUUGCCCAUUCUCUUCUGUGAAUAAGGUUAGAGGUUUUCCUGAGUUUGGUGCUAACUGGCCAAAAGUUAGAGAACAGACCAGUCUUUCAGGAUGUCAGCCAAUCUCUAUUGGUAUUCUAAACUUGGAGUAGAUCUUGAAUGCAAAGCUCCUGUUUUAGUAAUCCAGAUUUUUUUUUAUCUCUCCCUUGAAAAUACUGUGGGGUCCCCCCUUAUAUAAAUAAUAUAUGCUUUUAUUUAAAAAAUUAUAAGGUAAAAAAUUUAAGGAACACUGUGGAGGCCAAGUUCUUAAGAGUUGAGGGGUAUUAGAGAGGAAUUGUGCCUAAUGUGUUAUUACUAACUGGUCAUGCCCAACAUAGCCAACACUAUUAAUCAGAAUCUAUAGUACAACAUACACGUGGUCCACCUGUGCUCUGUAGCUUUAGAUGGUGGCUCAGACCACAGCUAGAUGCUUCGAUCAGGAAGGUAAGAUAAGGUUUAAUUGGUUGCAUCAACCAACAUUUCCUGGAAAAAGAUUUUUUCUUCCUGCUGGUGGAUGAGUAACUAGAUUUUUUUAUUUAUUUUUUUACAUCAAGGGGAUCAGUUAGAUUACUAGAAGGAAUUAUUCUAGUCACUAGAGGGCAGUGAUGUGUAUAAAUAAAGUGAGUAUUUUAAACUUUAAUACUGUACCAUACUCUAGUUUGUUGGUGAGAUGAAAAUACCAAAAUCAUAGAAGCAAGGAUGCCAUUAUCAUGAGUUUCAAAAUGGACAGCAUGUGUAGGUUUAGAUCCACCUGAAGAAGGUGUAUUUAUAGGUGAAACACUAUACAUGCCUAAACUUUGAUGUGACAUUGAAAAACAAAAUGGGGAACUUGAGUCACAAAAUAGAGACUUGAAGCUAAGACUGUAUACUCCUGCAGAACUCAUUCUCUGGGACUUAGCAGCAGUCCUGAAGCAUGGGUCAUAAGUAGAGUGUGAUGUAAUCAUUAAUACUAUAAGCUACCAUUCUUUCAAUGAUAAGCCAAUUUUCUACAUUAAUUCUAAUCCUUUAAACAGUUUUAUGAAGUUAAUGUUCCAUUUUAUAGGCAAGGAAACAGACUGAUGUGGUGUGACUUGCCCAAGGUUGUACAGGUAGUAUGCAGUAGAGCUGGGAUUCAAACAGCCCUGGCUGGCUGCCUGGCUCCAGGGCAUUUAUUUCCAUCACGCUGUGGGUCUUAAAAUGUUCCCAUACUGGAACACUUUCAGUUUCUAUAAUGAUAUCUUGUUAUGUGGCAGUAAAGUAUUUGGAACCACCAUUCUAUAUAAUUCUGUUUAUAUUCAGAAUGUUCUAGAUCUUAUAACCUUGCUACAGUUGUAGUGUUUUCCUCUUUGCUGUUACUUGAUGGCUUCUACCCGUAUCUAUUGCCUACACUUUUUCUAAGCUGACAUUCAGUGAUUAUUUGUCUUUAGAGCAGAAUUACUGAAAGAGUUAUUCUAAAAAUGAAAAAUCAUGUGCAAGUUCAAGUAUGGUGGGGAGGGCUGUAUGUCAGAUCUGGCGGAUAGCUGAUUAAUACUCUGUAACUUAAAGUAGCUUCUCAAUAUGAGCAUUUCCUUUUUUUUCUUUUUUUUUUUUUGUGCUCAGUAGAUGUCAUGGUCUUCUUUGUAAACCAAUGAUCUUUGUAAACCAAUAAAAAGUUGGAAUAGAGAAGCAGGCAAGAAGUUAGGGAUACUUCUCUGUACACAAUGACUUGUUAUUUUUACUCAGAGCCAAGAUUCUCAGACCUCAUGCUCUGUUAAAGCUGACUAACAAAAACUAGCUGGUUGGCUUUUUCAUUUUGAGCUGUGUACAAGUUGCCAGAAAGAAUGACUCUUCUAAUGAAAGCA